UGAGAGGUAACGCUGACACACUUCUUGCAGUCUUAACCAAACAGUAGUAGUAGAGUGUAUAUCUUUCCAUCACUAUGAAUAGUAGAUUUAAAAUUAGUUUUCUUUAAUGCUGGAAGAUCACUCGACGUUACAAGCUAUGCUUCAUAAUGAUGCGGGGACAAGUGGAGGACAAGACAGAAGUACAAGGGAACACAAGCAAAUUCUCCAACUGGUAGAAGAGCCUCUUGAGUUUUCCAGAUCACAGAUAAAGUCCACUGUGGCCAAUUCAUCUUUAAGAGCCACUCAGUGCAUCAUCAUAAAGAGCAUUAGUGAAAAAAACAACAAGCAGCAUCAGCAAUCCAUCCUGCAGAGACCAUCGGUUCUCCGCAAGGGCAACCACACUCUGCCACACGCCUUGUCCAGCCAGUCUUGUGUUGGUGACUAUUCCACUGAAGUCGUAUUUAAGGAAGAAAUGGACAAUAAACUUCCAGUCAACUUGCCAUCUGAUUGCACAGAUGAUCCAACUAGAGACAAUUCCUCUGGACCAAGUCCUGCUUAUAGAGCAAAGGAGCAACAUACAGAUCCUCCACAGAUCUCUGAAAACCUUUUGUUUAACAAAGGUGUGUGCACGUGGCCAGGCUGCAAGGAAGCAUUCAAGGAAUAUCAUCACUUCCUGAAACACCUCUAUUCGGAGCAUGGCCCUGGGGAGAAAACCAUUGAACAGUGGACAAUGCAGAAAAAUAUGGUUGAACGCAUGGAAAGUCAGCUGAUUGUGGAGAAGCAGAGGUUACAGUCCAUGUACCUGCAUCUGUCUGAUGUUAACCCAAGACUAAAGCAGUCCACUGUACCUUCAGGAAGCAUGCAGUCCUGUCAGAAUUUAAGCAUUCUACAUGCACAAAGCACAACCUCGUCUGAAAUGCUCCCUUCAGGCUACUGGCAGAUCCCAACAACACCAUUUAUACCUGGGAUUGUCCACAGUAUUGAGUACUACAAAUACACGAAUCUGAGGCCACCAUUUACCUAUGCCUCCAUGAUAAGAUGGGCGAUUCUUGAAUCUCCUGAAAAACAGCUAACACUGAAUGAAAUCUAUCACUGGUUCACACGCAAGUUCUUUUACUUCCGUCACAACACAGCCACAUGGAAGAAUGCAGUUCGGCACAAUCUAAGCCUCCAUAAGUGCUUUGUACGUGUUGAUGGAGGAAAAGGCUCUGUUUGGACUGUGGAUGAAGCAGAAUUUUUGAGACGAAGAGGGCAGAAGUUACACAGGGACCAGGACAUGAGCUGGGUGGCACACUAUUCAAUGUUUUAUUCUCGAAACGACAUUCCUCAUUGUUAAAUCACAUCGUAAGACAUUCUGUGCAAUGUCAUAAAUACCUCAAACUGUUUAUUUCAAUGGAUCCAUGAUUAAUUGCGAGUAGCAAUUGAUUUUCAAUAGGCUUCAUUCUUGUUGACUUGCCAAUAUGACUAAACUGCCUAUAAGCUUUUAAGGAUUGAGAACUAUUUCAUUUUCGAUUUAAAUGCCAAAAAAAAAAAUUAUUCAGAAUUGGUUUUACCUGCAAAUUAUUUUAAAACUGAUUCAAAAAAGUGAAUUAUUAAAUAUAAUUUAAAAUUAACAUUUCAAUCGGACAGUCUUUAAGCAUAUAAUUAAUUUCAGUUUAAUUAAUGACAAUAAAAUAAAAUAAAAAUAUAUAUCUUAUUGUUUUUAUUAGUAGUAGUAGUAUUUUGUAUGUGAUUCCUGUUGGAAUUAUUUUAGCUUUUAUUUUUUUUUUUAUACAGAAAGACAGAUGUUCUACAGGGUAGAUGCCUAAAAUACUAAAUUGCAUAAAUUCUUGUAAUAUUUCAUUGUAUUUAAAUGUUCUUGACUGUCCUAUUUUAAACAAUAAAAAAAUAAUGAAUUUGAGAGUAAUACAGGUUUUUCUGUGUGUUAUUUAAAACUAGCGUAGGUACCCAGUGUUGAUAGAAAAAGGGUUUGUAGAGAUGAUUAAUAGGUAAAAGGUAAAAAUAAGCUGAUCGGCUUUAAUGUAAUCAGUGAUUAUUAUUUCCUGUUAAAACCCAUGUACUCAAGCCUGUCUUUCUCUCUGCCUAACUUAUUAUUAUAAUGAAAUAAAAUUUUGCAAGGUUGAGUAUCUUACGCCUUGUUUGCAUCAGCCAAAUACACUCCGUUUGCUAAUCUGAAAGUGAAUCACAGAUGACAAAUUGAAAGUGUAGAUUGUAUAAAGAAUAAGUUUUGUCUUAAAAUAACUCCAGCCGGUAUAAAAAAAAAUCACUUAUACCACUUCAGCGCUGUCAUUUCAAUGGUGAAAGUAUGAACUAAUCUCAGUAAAAAUAUAUUUGCUUUAGCUUUUCUAAUUGAUAUAUAUUGGUGCAGGUGUUUGUUUACAUUGAUCAAAUAGCUUAUUAGUAGCUUAUUUUGAAGUAAAUUGUUAAAUCUGCCACCCAACUGUUCAUAAUAUGGCUUUUACUCAUCAUUGUAUAUUUGACUUAUGUUGCAGGUUAAACUUCAAGCAGUUAUCUAAGUACUGUAAAAGUUUCGUUUAAUGAUGUCGAUUUAAGACGCGCCCACAGUUUGACGCAUGCGCAGUACGCUAUAAAAACUUUUCACUGUCGGUUUAUAAUCUGGCACAAAACUGCUCAUACAGACAGUACUCGUUUCUGAGACUGGUUCUGGGUCCUCCAAUGUUUGAAACGUAAAGAUAUAAUUAAAAGACCGAGUU
Clarias gariepinus (North African catfish) is the source of this 2693-nucleotide messenger RNA. It is a transcript of the gene foxp3a, whose product is annotated as forkhead box P3a. Gene Ontology annotation, molecular function: DNA-binding transcription repressor activity, RNA polymerase II-specific; RNA polymerase II cis-regulatory region sequence-specific DNA binding. The record is from RefSeq and is a predicted model, not a curated record. The coding region runs from base 107 to 1315 and encodes 402 amino acids. Gene Ontology annotation, cellular component: nucleus. Gene Ontology annotation, biological process: regulation of transcription by RNA polymerase II. The transcript is spliced from 12 exons. NCBI's taxonomy places the organism in Eukaryota, Metazoa, Chordata, Actinopteri, Siluriformes, Clariidae.